AUUUAAUUAAAAUGGCUGACUUGUCAACUUUGCGAAGUUAAAUCAAUCAAUGGACACUAGAUUAAGACAAUAAAGUAUGAAUAAUGAGAUUACCUAACAAUAGACAUUCAUGAAAUUAGAUUAGAUGAGUACCAAUCUACUUACAAAAUUUGGAGCUGUGUCAUCAGAUAUAAGAUCAGUCUAACAUUCAGCAAACUCAAUCCAUGCUCAAAUCAACUAGGCCUUUAAUAGAUUUCUAACUUUGAGUGAUAGCCGCUUUACUGAAUAAGUAAUUUGAUUUAUAGAUAUUUAAAGAGAAUGGCACCUCCAUAAGAAGCUGCCCCUAAAGCUACACCUGCUUAAAACAAAGAUGAUGGACUUACUAUGCCUCAAAGAUAUACCAAAGCCUUAGGUAUAGCAUUACAAUCUCUUGAUUUAUAAUAAAUGGCUUAGGAUGGUAUAAUAAAUCCUCAUAUUCUUUAGAUGACAUAUUUGAUGACAGAGAUGACAAAUCAAUAUCUGUUUUCUCAGCAGCAACAAGUAGUGGAACUGUAAGCAAGUCUGUUAAGUUACCUGCUAUGUAUGGCACACCACAAUUCAACAAUAAUAAAUUUAUUGGUUCUACAUUCCAUACUAUUCCUAGGUCUUUUUGAAGACUUCGAUGAAGCUCCUGUUUAAGAACCAGUACGUUAAUCUGCUCCUGCACCUGCAUAUAGAUAAUCUGAAGCACAGCCUUAAUAACAAUCUUAAAUUAAUUAGUAAUCUCAGUUAGUUCCACCAUAAAAUCAAUAACAAAUUAGAUAAUCUGUGAGAUAAGAUUAAUCUUAUAUUUCAUAUACUGGAGACAAUAAUCAAUUCAUUACACGCACAAAUUCAGCUUUAGGUAAUUCAAUGAUGGAAUCAUAAUUCAAAUUUACAGAUCCAAAAUAAUAGGAAGCAUUUAAUCAAGCAUUUGCACCGCCAUAUCAAUAACAAUAAUAAUAAGGAAUGUAUCCAUAACCACCACUAUAAACUGCCUUACAAACAUAAAGACCAACUGUAGUUGAUGCUCCUCCUCCACCUCCACCUCCACCACCUCCAACUUAAUAACCAUACUAUUAAUAAACAUAACCACAAUAACCAUAACAAUAUCAACCAUAACUAUAUUAACCAUUAUAAUAACAACCUCCUCCUUAAUAGUAACUUCCUCCUCCUUAAUAUUAACUUCCUCCUCCUUAAUAGUUGCCUCCACCUCCUUAAUAGUAACUUCCUCCUCCUUAAUAGUAACUUCCACCUCCUUUAACACUUGUUGAAUAAUUAAAUUAACAUAUUUUACAAAAAAAAGAAUAGUAAUAACCAAGAUAACCACCAUAAGAACUAAUCCCAAACCCAUAAAUUAAUUAAACUUAAUUAGAAUAAUAACCUAAUCCUUAAUCAAGAAAUUCAUAAUAACCAGUCAAAGUAUUUUAACCUCCAAAUGUUAUUGGUGCACCUACUUAUGCAUAAUAAAAGGAUAAAAUAACAAAUUUAUUUGAAGAUGAUGAUGAUGAUGACAAUGAUGGUGGAUUAUUUAAAUCUACUAAUACAAAUAAAAAUAAGUUCAACAAUCUACUUACUGAUGGAGUAGCAAAAUAAGAAGAUGUUCAAAAACCAGUUGCUGUUGUUAUUAAAGAAGAAGAAGAUGAUCAAUUAAAUAUUUAACCUAGAUUACCAAGUUUUAAGCCUCCAUAAAAAAAAUAACUUUUCGAUGAAACAGAAGAAGAAACACUUUAAAAAUCAAAUGCAGAUAAAAUUGCAGCAAUGUAUGCAUAAUAAUAAUAACAACAAUAAAAACUAUAAUAAUAAUAACAAUAAUAAUAAUAAUAAUAACAAUAAUAAUAAUAAAAAUAAUAAUAGCAAUAAUAAUAAUAACCUAAAUAAUAAGUUCCUCCUCCUAAAAUAACUCCUUAAAGAAAUGUUUUUGAAGAUUCUGAUGAUGAAAAAAAGCAAAAAACUUAAUAAAAUCCUUUAAAACCCCCUUCAUAACUAAUUGUUUCUUCUGAAGAACCACCAGUCAGACCUUCAAUUUAAUAAUUGUAAAGUAAACUGAAUUUAAACAUGUUUAUGAAAGCACCUGGAGAAUAAGUAACUAUGAAAGAUAUUAAAAAAAAUGAAAGAGAAAAUGAAUCAGAAUUUAUAGAGUAAUAAGCAGAAAGACCAGUUGUAUAAAAGAAAAAGGCUAGAGCAAAACAAGCAAUAGAUUUUGAUGAUGAUUCUGAAAAGAAAUCUACUAAACCAACUUUUAUUAUAAAAGAGAAAACAUAAUAAGUUUAAAAAGCAGAAGUAGUAAUAGAUAGAACAUCUUAUAGAGAUUCAUUAAAAACUAAUAAAUAGAAUGAUUUUGAAGUUCCAAUAACUUUGGAAGUGAAAACAGAAAAGAAAGAUAUUUAAGUAACAAUAACUCCCCCAACUCAAUAAUUACCAAGUUUAAGCUUAAACAAACCAAGUUAACAAGAUCCAUUAGGAAAAAAGAAUAUUGGAAAAGAGUUUGAAUAAAAGUAAUGAAUAUUUAAUACUUUAUAGAGGGUUACCAAAUUUCUUCAACGAUCCUUUGGGUGGAGGAGGAAAGAAACAAUAAUAACCAGCAUAGAUAGGAAAUUUACCAAGUUUGGGAGGUAUAAUAAAAUAAAAAUAAUAGGUAAAACUAAUACUUAGACAACAAAUGUUUAAGUAACAGUGACACCAACAAUAGCAAAACCUUAGAGAAAAAAUAUGUUUAGUGAUGAUGAAGAUGAAUCAGCGACUAAAUUACCAAUGCCAGGCUAAAGAAUUGAGUAAGAUGAAAUAAUUAUAGUUGACCUCCGAAACCAGUUGUAUAACAAUAGUAGCAAAUUCCUGCAUAGAAGCCAUUAGCUAAAAAAAAUAUGUUUGAUGAUGAUUCAGAAGAAGAUUUGAAACCACCAUCAAGACCUACAAUAUAAUAAUAAAUAGUAAAACCUCCUGAACCAAUCAAAAAACUUGAAGCUCCUAAACCAACAGCUGCUUAAUAAAGAAAUUAGAGAAAUCAAAGAGCAUUGUUUGAUGAUUCUGAUUGAUGGAUAUUGCCAAUAUUGCAU
Molecule: messenger RNA, 3053 nt
Organism: Paramecium sonneborni
Lineage: Eukaryota; Ciliophora; Oligohymenophorea; Peniculida; Parameciidae
Source: the annotation of a GenBank genome assembly